GGUCACGGAGGCGACCCCGGGCUGAGCGACUGGAUCAGAAGCUACGCUGGCUCAGCAAUGGCGACGAUACCGGCGGCUGGGAGAAGUGUGGUUUUCGUCACCGGCAAUGCGAAGAAGCUGGAGGAGGUGGGGAGGGGUGAUUCAGAUCCUAGGUGACUCCUUUCCAUACAGAUUGGUUGCAAAGAAAAUAGACUUGCCUGAGUACCAAGGGGAACCUGAUGACAUUUCUAUCCAGAAGUGCCAGGAAGCUGCUAAGCAGGUCCAGGGACCUGUAAUAGUAGAAGAUACCUGCUUGUGUUUCAAGGCCCUUGGAGGACUCCCAGGGCCCUAUAUAAAAUGGUUUCUUGAGAAGUUAAAACCAGAAGGUUUGUACAAACUGUUAGCAGGAUUUGAAGACAAGUCUGCUUACGCUCUUUGCACCUUUGCCUUCAGCACUGGAAACCCAGAGGACCCAGUGAAGCUAUUCAAAGGCCAAACUCAUGGACACAUAGUUGAUCCAAGGGGGCCUAGAGACUUUGGAUGGGAUCCAUGCUUCCAACCAGAAGGUUAUGAUCGGACGUAUGCUGAAUUACGCAAAUCUGAGAAGAAUUCAAUCUCUCAUCGUUACAAAGCCCUGAAAGAGCUGUCUACCUACUUUAUUCAACAGAACAACUUGUCAGAAGCCACAUCUGGACCCAGUUAGCCUGGGUCUGUGGGAUGCUGUGGGUUUUGUACAGAAAAUUGUAAGUGAAAAAAUGAGAUCAACACUUGCCUGUCUGCACAGAUCAUGUCCAAUAAAACUACGUUUUUUAGAUGUA
Molecule: messenger RNA, 797 nt
Organism: Hemicordylus capensis (graceful crag lizard)
Lineage: Eukaryota; Metazoa; Chordata; Lepidosauria; Squamata; Cordylidae
Gene: ITPA
Product: inosine triphosphatase
Exons: 8
Coding region: 107-682 (191 amino acids)
Biological process (GO): nucleoside triphosphate catabolic process
Cellular component (GO): cytoplasm
Molecular function (GO): nucleoside triphosphate diphosphatase activity
Source: RefSeq, a predicted model, not a curated record